This is a messenger RNA of Blastomyces dermatitidis ER-3, 255 nucleotides long. RefSeq lists its product as uncharacterized. The transcript has a single exon. Lineage: Eukaryota; Fungi; Ascomycota; Eurotiomycetes; Onygenales; Ajellomycetaceae. The record is from RefSeq and is a predicted model, not a curated record. Bases 1 to 255 code for a protein of 84 amino acids.
AUGUUCAGGUCUCAAAUGCACUUUGUGAUUCAGAACAUUGAGAAGACAGCUCUACUCUCUGAGCAUGUCAAUCUGCUUACUGCUGAGAUGGAAUCCAAGACAGCAGAUCAGAAAAUGCAGGAUUUUGAGACACAGAUUAAUCUGACUGAGAGAGAGCAGCAGAAACCCUUCUCUAAGAAGAUAGCAGAGAGAGAUUUUGAGAUGAUUAUCAUCUCAGAUGAGAAGAAGAAGAAGAAGAAGAAGAAUAAGAAGUGA